AGUACAACGGUGUUUGGCGUUAUCGCGAGACUGGACCAUUAACAACCUGCUUGACACAGCGCAGUGCUGCUAUGAAUGCUGCUCGCUCAGCGGGGUCGAACUAGCUCAAGAAACCAAACGAGGCGUCAACAUCUGGUCACACAUCAUGAAUGAACGACACAAUAUCUAAGGAAACAACGAAAGUCACUAUUUCUGUUAUGAGAGAAGAAUGGAGUUCCCAGACCAUAGCCGCCAGUUGCUGCAGUGUCUGAGUCAGCAGCGUCACCAAGGUUUCCUCUGUGAUUGCACUGUUCUUGUCGGCGAGGCGCGAUUCAAAGCGCACAGAGCUGUGUUGGCCUCCUGCAGCAUGUACUUCCACCUCUUCUACCGGGACCAGCUAGACAAAAGGGAUGUUGUACAUCUGAACAGUGACAUUGUGACAGCACCGGCUUUCGGCCUACUCCUUGAAUUUAUGUAUGAGGGGAAGCUGGAAUUCAGCACCCUUCCCGUAGAGGACGUGCUGGCUGCUGCCAGCUACCUCCACAUGUACGACAUCGUUAAGGUGUGCAAAGGCCGUCUGAAAGACAAGGAGCUGUGCUCUUUGGAUGAGAGGCUCGUUGACGGCAUUGGCCUGAGCUGCCUGGACAGGGAGAACUCCUCUGAUGGAGAGCUGCCGCAGCCCAGCCGGGCUCCCGCGUGCCGGCAGCCACAGCAGGUCCCCCAGGGGCCCCCCCCGGCAGAUGACAUGGACACCGGCGAUGGCGGCCUGGCUGUCACAGAUUGUGAUAGGCUCGCGCCGGCAAGCCAGAAGGCGAACGGUCACCCCGGCGGGUCCCCGGACCUUGUAGGUGUCAAUUAUGUGUCAGCUGAGGCCGAGCCCCGCGUCCCAACAGCUGGAAAAACAAAGGGCGAUGUCAGCGGUCUGGCCGGCGUGCCGUCCCAGAGGUCCCGGGCGGUGGAUGACAUGGACUGCGCCCUGGACUUGUCUUUCAAGCCGCCGUCGGGCCGGGACAGCGCGCGUGCCUUGGGCCAGCUGGCUGCCGACAGCCAGCAGCAGGGCGCGGACGCACUCGCUCGAGACGAACACGACGCGCUGUCAGAGCACGGGGACAGCGGGGGCGCCAGCCCUGAGAGCCAGUGCUUCGGGGGCAGAGCCAGGGGCCCGGUGCCACCAGGGCUCUCCACCCUCUUCCCCAGCAGCACCGCCCUGCUUGGGCCGGACGACCACCUGAUGAUGGAAGAUGAGGAGGAGGAGGAAGCUGGGGACGAAGAGGUGUUGCCAAAUGAGGGUAUGGGAGGGAGGGCCCCAGGGCCAGGCGGGCACAUCCGCGGCAGAGAGGUGGGUGAGGAAGGCCGGGCUGUAGCAGGAGGGGGAGGCCCGAGGCUGCUAGGUGAUAGCGAAGAGGAAGAGGAGGAGGAGGAUGACGAGCUGGUACCCCCGGAUGUGGGUGUGGGUGGCGCUCUCCUGCCAGCGGGUGGCCCUCCUGUGUGCGUGUGCCCACUGUGCAGCAAGGCCUUCCCCAGCCCGCAUGCCCUGCAGCUACACCUCAGCUCGCACUUCCGCGACCGAGACGGCAGCGGUGCUGGGGCACGCCCCAAGCUCUCGCCUGACGGCCAGGUGCCCACGUGUGCACAGUGCGGCAAGACAUUCUCCUGCAUGUACACACUGAAGCGGCACGAGCGCACGCACUCGGGUGAGAAGCCCUACACAUGUGGCCAGUGUGGCAAGAGUUUCCAAUACUCACACAACCUGAGCCGGCAUGCCGUUGUGCACACACGCGAGAAACCGCAUGCCUGCAAGUGGUGCGAGCGGCGCUUCACGCAGUCGGGUGACCUCUACCGCCACAUCCGCAAGUUCCACUGUGCCCUCGUCAAGACCCUCGCCAUCGGAUAAGAGCUCCUGGUCUGAUGCCAGCUGCCUCUCUGCUCUCAGCCGCCUCGACUGUUCCCAAGUAGAGCUGCAUAUGAAGUAUUUGAAUUUAGAAGGGCAUUCUCUUCUAACACCCCAAGCCAGAGUGGCUUUUUAUUAUUACCUGUUAUAAUAUCCAGUAUUUGCUGUAUUCUAAUGUGGGGCUGAGGAGUGUGAGGAACCCCAAGGUCACAGAGGUGUACCUCCACCCAGUGGAGAGGUGGGGAGGGAAGAAAUCUGAUGCACUUGGUCAGUCACUGACAGCCAUCUUCUGAAGUCAGUGAUAAAUAUCUGCUGAGGCUUUGUGUUGUAUGUUAAGUCUAGAACAAUAGAACAGUUUUGGAGUAAAUGUUUCUACUGAAUGGUCGAAACUAUUGAAAGGAGUAACUGAAACGCAUUGAGAACACUUUUUUCCCCUCUUAAUUAGAUUCAGCUAUAUCCAGCAUACUUCAUGUAUAAAAAGAUGAACAACAUAUUAGUUUGAAAACUGGUAAGGAAUUCUAAAGGACAAAGUUUGUUCUCUGCUCUGGUUUAUGACCUACUUGUAGAAUUUCAAAUGGGAAAGAAUUAGAUAAUUCUGUUGUUGCUUCUUUUAUCACCUCUGGGGAGUCAGGGUCAUAAACUCUGUUAUUAAAGGGUAUCAGUAAUCGCAAAGACUUAAAAACAAGAUCUGAAAAAACAAAAGCCAUGGGCAAUCUAUAUCAUGGACACUCACUCAGAUAUCUACUACUUCUAUUAUGACUAAUGCAGACUUUUUCUGCAGCAUCUACUAUGAAAUGAGUUUGCUAGCUUGUUUUUUCCAUGAAAAUUUGAAAGGUAAAUUGAAGAAUUGUAGGUAGGAGUGAGAGGUGAUUUGUAUCGGUUUCUACACAAAGCUCAUGUCUUUGUGUUUUGAGUGUUUGUUAACUGUUGAUGAGACCCUGUUGUUGGGAAGACCCCUGUCACAAGCAGGGCAGAAUCAGUCAUGGCAGUGAAUUUUAUCAUCAGUAUAUAUUUCUUAGUCACCAAGUGAAAUUGGGGAAACGAAUACUUAAGCAGUUAGUUUGGAGAAACAUCAGAAUGCAGGAAUAUUUUGUCUCAUUUCUUCAUUUUCAUUUGAAAAAAAAAUGUGUUAAUUGUUUUGGUUAAACUGUGUGUGUGUGCGUGCGUGCGUGCAUGUGUGUGUGCGUGUGUGUGGUUGUUUAGUUAUAAUGGCAAGUAGCACUAAAAAUCCAUGUAAUACAUGUGGUUCAUUUUUUCCUGAAAAAACUUGAUUAGAAUUAUUUAUUAGUUCUGUUGGUUCAGGGUUUACUGUAGGCUCGACAUCUAAAGUAGAGACAAUUGUACUGAGUCCUAAUAUCUUGUUGUACCGGUACUUUUUUCAGUUAUACUGGGACAAUAAUUGAUUGUAAAAUCAGUUGCUGUAUAUGGGUUUAUUGUUUCAUUGUAUCUUGUGUAGAUAAGCCAUCGUAAUCACUAUUUGUCAAGAUUUGACUCCAGAAAUGCUAAGAAGCACUUGCUUUAUGCAUACCUAGAUUAUAGAUCCAACACUGAUAUUCUGUAGGCUGCUAUUUCUAACUGUAUAUUUAUUGUAAAUAUGUAUUUUAUUUAUCUUUUUUUCCUCUUUAUUUGAUCUGGGGACAUCUGAAGCUUGUCGUAAAAGCUGCAGUUUUUCACGUUGACUUUUGACGCUGAAGUCUUCCCUGGUUGAGCUGGGACUGGUCCGUUUAAAAGCCAGCUAAGCCUUUUCACACUGCUGCCAAACAGAAAAGACUUCUGGAACUUCUCUCACAUGAGAAAUAGCAGAUCAUAAGCACAACCUUGUCAAGACUCACAGCUGCUGAGUACCUGCUGAAGCCCUAUAACAAAAGCGAUGCUUCCUCUGUGCUACAUCAUCUUUUAGGGAGCUAAGCAUCAUGAACUGCUAAGAGGAGUGUUGAGAGUUUGUGUUCAAUGAACACACACUCAUGGCUUAUUGUUAUGCUAUCAAUGACUGGACUACACCCACAAACCAUUUCAUUUUUGAUGCACAUUUGUUGAACAGCUGUUAAAAUGUAUAUUUGAAUUUAUUUAAUGUUUUUUUUCCCCUUUUUUUUUUUUAUUCUAUGUAUGUUUUACAAGUUUUCUGUAAAAUGCUCUGUGGAACACUGGAUUAUAGGCAGCACCAACAACAGACCCUCCAACAGAAACUGCUAAUACAACAAAGGAUAUAUGUGAAGAACCCUUAUUUCUGAAUUAAUGAUUUCAAAGAAUGUUAUAGUGUAAUUACUCAUAAAAGUAGGAUUGGAAUGUAGAUAUUUUCCCUUAAGUGAAUGAUCUUGUAUUUAAUGCAGCUGUUACUAAAAGACUGUAGGUGCUCUUUUUGAAACGUGCAUUUAAUGUGGAGAAAAUUACUCCAUUUAUGUGUUGCUGAAGUAAUACGUAUGUACUUGAUCACUCUACACAGAAUGUGCCUUGUUGACACAAACAUUAAUCCAACAGCAAAUUAGAUAUUGGGCAUUAUUAUAGGCUUAUAACAAUAUUAAUUUUGCAAAGGUUUUGUGAAGUUGUGUCUUAUGACACAAAGCUGACAAUGCAUUCACUGAUCAUCUGUCUCUGUUCAAUCACUUAAAGUUACAAUAAGCAUGUUUUUAUUUCUGAACAACACAUUUUUAGGAGGGGAGUAUAUUAUAAUGGUGAUAGGCAUAAAUUGUACAUGGUGGAAAGUAAUGAAGGCUUUUCGGGACAGUCAGUAAACUAGGAAAAUCCCUUUUUUACAUUCAUCAGGACAUCCGAAGCAGUCACAUCCUGUUCUGUGGUCAUAGUCAUAUGACCAGCAAUGAGCCAAUAAUGUUUAACUAUCACAUGUUAUUAGCAGUGAGCCAAUCACAUUUAAAUAUUACAUGUGACGAGAAGAAAGUCAGCUAAUGUUGAAAUUGCAACAAUGAUAAAUCUCUGUUGCAUAUUAUAUAUCUUUCCAUAACAUGGUUGAAAACUCAAGCUAUUGCUUAAAAGCAUGAGUAUGAUUUUAAUCAGUUUUCUGCAAAAUAUCAAAAAGAAAAUGAAACCAUUAAUACUGGAAUAUUGUCUUCUAAGGUUCAGACUGUGAAAUUGUAUAAUCAUAAGGAAUAUUUAUUGAUUUCUUUCUUGUGCAAAGAUUUUAAUGUAUCUCAGAAUUGACUGGAGUAAUAAAAUAUGUUACUAAAUGGAGAACGUUUUUAAAUAGACUUUGUAGAAGUGCCAUUAGAUUUAAUAUAAUUUUUUGAUAAGAAACUUAUAUUUUAUAGGAAACAAAAGCUUCAAUGUUAGUGCUUUAGUGAAUGUAGAUGACAAUCUGUUUGAUUUGAAACACUGGUUGGAUUUUUCUGGACGAAUUUUUUAAUUAUUGGGAGUUUGUGUUUUUUUUUCUUUGGCGCUUUUGACGUGUACCCCCUGUGUGUGCUGUGAAAAAGUGACAAUCUUGAGCUAGUUCUUUAUUUAGAUUAUGUAUAGAUUAAAUAGAUCAUUUUAUGUGAAAAUUGUGUGUAUUUCUUGAGCCAUAUAGGUGUUACCU
Electrophorus electricus (electric eel) is the source of this 5399-nucleotide messenger RNA. It is a transcript of the gene zbtb42, whose product is annotated as zinc finger and BTB domain containing 42. The record is from RefSeq and is a predicted model, not a curated record. Gene Ontology annotation, cellular component: nucleus. NCBI's taxonomy places the organism in Eukaryota, Metazoa, Chordata, Actinopteri, Gymnotiformes, Gymnotidae. Gene Ontology annotation, biological process: regulation of transcription by RNA polymerase II. Gene Ontology annotation, molecular function: DNA-binding transcription factor activity, RNA polymerase II-specific; protein binding.